CUCCUUUUUUCAAGACAUGGGUGUACAGCUAUAAGCACUUGAGGGGGGAUAAAACCCCUGGGUUGCUAAAGGAAAGGGGUAUUACAGAGCAGGAUGGCGAGGGGCAAAGCUCUACUGCUCUUCCAUGGAUUUGUCCUGCUGGCUCUGUGUAGACCCUCACUUCAAGGAGGAGUCUACAUUCCAACAGCAGGAGGAGGAGGGCCAGCAGUAGGGGCUGGAAUUGGUCCUGGUUUUGGACAAGGUGUUGCAGCUGGUCCAGCAGGGGGUAUUGGAGGUGGACUUGGUACUGGAAUUGGUCCAGGGGUUGGCGUAGGCACAGGACUCGGCCCUGGAGGUGUAGGGACCGGAGUUCUUCCAGGAAGUGGUCUUGGUACUGGUCUUGGAGGUCCAUUGGGAACUGGACCAGGAACUGGCACCGGUCCUGGAACCGGAGGAGUCCCAGGAAGGUUUUUUGGUUACAAGCCUGGGAAGACUGGUCCUGGUGGAGCAGGACUUGGAACUGGAGUGUUUGUUCCUGGCACUGGUACAGGAGGAGUAGGUCCAGGUGGUUAUGGCACAGGUCUUGGAACAGGUGGACCAGUCAGUGGAGGUCUUGGAACUGGUGGAAUAGGUAUUGGUGGCUUGGGAACUGGAGGACUAGGUGCAGGGGCUGCUGGAAAACCUCCAAAAACAGGUGCAGGAUUUGGUGCUCAGGGACUUGGAACUGGUGCUCUUGGAGCUGGUGGACUAGGCAGACUUGUGCCUGGAGGUGCUGGUACUCUUGGAGCAGGCACUGGACCUGGAGGGGUUGGUCCAGGUGGCCUUGGACCGGGUGGUAUUGCCCCUGGUGGAUUUGGAAUCACUGGUGUUGGCCCUGGUGGACAAGGCAUCAGAGGAAAACCUCCAAAACUAGGAGGUUUAGGUGGGCUUGGCACCGGACAGGGUGUUGGACAAGGAGGAGUUGGUCCUGGAGGAAUUGUUCCAGGAGGAUUUGGAACAGGCAGCCGACCAGGAGAAGUUGGUCCAGGUGGAAUUUAUCCAGGAGUAGGACCAGGAGGAAUUGUUCCAGGAGGAUUAGGUCCAGGAAGAGUUGGUACUGGAGAUGUUGGAACAGGUGUCAGACCAGGAGGGGUUGGUCCAGGUGGAAUUUUUCCAGGAGUAGGAUCAGGAGGAGUUGGUCCCGGAGGAUUUGUUCCAGGAGGAGUAGGUCCAGGAGGACUUGUUCCAGGAGGAAUAGGACCAGGAGGAGUUGGCUUGGGUUAUGGUCCUGGUGGAGUGGGAGUAGGAGCUGGUGGAAAACCCAGGAAAACAGGUGGACUAGGUCUUGGCGGAGCUGGAUUUGGUCCUGGUGGUACAGGUUUUGGCCCUUUUGGAACUGGAUUUGGCCCUGGUGGAGCUGGAUUUGGACCUGGUGGAGCUGGAUUUGGUCCUGGUGGAGCUGGAUUUGGCCCAGGUGGAGCUGGAGUUGGUCCUAGUGGAGCUGGCAUUGGCCCUGGUGGAGCUGGAGUUGGUCCUGGUGGAGCUGGAUUUGGCCCAGGUGGAGCUGGAGUUGGUCCUAGUGGAGCUGGCAUUGGUCCUGGUGGAGUUGGAGUUGGACCUGGUGGAACUGGCAUUGGCCCUGGUGGAGUUGGAUUUGGACCUAGUGGAGCUGGCAUUGGCCCUGGUGGAGUUGGAGUUGGACCUGGUGGAGCUGGCAUUGGCCCUGGUGGAGCUGGAGUUGGUCCUGGUGGAGCUGGAUUCGGCCCAGGUGGAGCACCUAUAUUGCCACAAACUGGAUUGCCAGGCACUGGCACAGGCCCUGGACACAAAGUUGGCAAGACAGGGAAAGCACCAGUACCAGGUGUUAGUGUUCCAGGGUUGUACCAGGGUGGGAUUGUUCCUGGACAAGGUUUUGGUGGCCAGGGCGUUUUGCCUGCUGUCGCUACAGGAUCUCAGACUGCUCAGCUGGGUCAAGGUGGACAAGAUGGAGUUGGGACCAAUGGUGGUCGUGGGAGCUUUACUGGACAGCAGUUACCAGGAGUGUUCCGUGGAUACCCUCUGAUUUCACCAAAACUUGGAGGACCUGGUUCAGCUAAGUCUCAGGCUAAAGCUGCUAAGUAUGCAGCUGGACUUGGUUUAGGAACUGGAGUAGGGGGUGUACCUGGAGCUGUGCCAGGAGUAGGUGGUGUACCUGGUGGUAUUCCUGGAGCUGUGCCAGGAGUAGGUGGUGUACCUGGUGCUGUUCCUGGUACAGGAGGCGUACCUGGAGCUGUGCCUGGAGUAGGUGGUGUUCCUGGUGUUGUUCCUGGUACAGGAGCCGUACCUGGAGCUGUGCCUGGAGUAGGUGGUGUACCUGGUGCUAGUGCUACACCUGGAGGUGGUGUUCCUGGUUUUGGUGGACCUGGAGGCUUGUAUCCCAGUGGAACCUAUCCAGGAGCAGCAGCCAAAGCACGGAAGUAUGGACUUGGAACUGGUGGGGUUGGUGCUGGUGCACUUCCCGGGUCUGGACUUGGAACUGGUGGACUUCCUGGGUCUAGCCUUGGAGCUGGUGGAUUUCCUGGGUCUAGCCUUGGAACUGGUGGACUUCCUGGGUCUGGCCUAGGAGCUGGUGGACUUCCUGGGUCUAGCCUUGGAACUGGUGGACUUCCUGGGUCUGGCCUUGGAGCUGGUAGAGUUCCUGGGUCUGGCCUUGGAGCUGGUGGACUUCCUGGCUCUGGUGUUGGAGUUGGUCCAGGAGGAUAUGCUGGAGCCAAAGCACGGAAAUAUGCUCAGCUUGGAGGUCCUGGUGGGGCUUUAGGUGCUGGUGGAUUGCCAGGUGGAAUUGGAACUGGUGUUCUUCCGGGGUCUGGACUUGGAACUGGUGGACUUCCUGGCUCUGGACUUGGAACUGGUGGACUUCCUGGCUCUGGAUUUGGAACUGGUGUUCUUCCAGGCUCUGGACUUGGAACUGGUGUACUUCCAGGCUCUGGACUUGGAACUGGUGUACUUCCAGGCUCUGGAUUUGGUACUAGUGGACUUCCUGGUUCUGGUGUUGGAGCUGGUGGACUUCCAGGCUCUGGUGUUGGAGCUGGUGGACUUCCAGGCUCUGGUGUUGGAAUUGGUCCUGGAGGAUAUGCUGGAGCCAAAGCGAGGAAAUAUGCUCAGCUUGGAGGUCCUGGUGGGGCUUUAGGUGCUGGAGGAUUGCCAGGUGGACUUGGAGCUGGUGGACUUCCUGGCUCUGGAUUCGGAACAGGUUUGCUCCCUGGCUCUGGUCUUGGAGCUGGUGGACUUCCUGGCUCUGGACUUGGAACUGGUGGACUUCUAGGCUCUGGACUUGGAGCUGGUGGACUUCCAGGCUCUGGACUUGGAACUGGUGGACUUCCUGGCUCUGGACUUGGAACUGGUGGAUUUCCUGGCUCUGGACUUGGAACUGGUGGACUUCCUGGCUCUGGAUUUGGAACUGGUGGACUUCCUGGCUCUGGUGUUGGAAUUGGUACUGGAGGAUAUGCCGGAGCCAAAGCAAGAAAAUAUGCUCAGCUUGGAGGACCUGGUGGAACUUUAGGUGCUGGAGGAUUGCCAGGAGGACUUGGAACUGGUGGACUUCUGGGCUCUGGUCUUGGAGCUGGUGGACUUCCGGGCUCUGGUCUUGGAGCUGGAGGACUUCCCAGCUCUGGUCUUGGAGCUGGUGGACUUCCAGGCUCUGGUCUUGGAGCUGGUGGACUUCCCGGCUCUGGUCUUGGAGCUGGUGGACUUCCAGGCUCUGGUCUUGGAGCUGGUGGACUUCCCGGCUCUGGUCUUGGAGCUGGUGGACUUCCCACUUCUACUUUUGGAGUUGGUCCAGGAGGAUAUGCGGGAGCCAAAGCAAGAAAAUAUGCUCAGCUUGGAGGUCCUGGUGGGGCUUUAGGUGCUGGAGGAUUACCAGGAGGACUUGGAACUGGUUUUCUUCCUGGCUCUGGACUUGGAACUGGUGGACUUCCAGGCUCUGGUCUUGGAGCUGGUGGACUUCCCGGCUCUGGUCUUGGAGCUGGUGGACUUCCUGGCUCUGGUCUUGGAGCUGGUGGACUUCCCGGCUCUGCACCUGGAGCUGGUGGACUUCCUGGCUCUGGUCUUGGAGCUGGUGGACUUCCCGGCUCUGGUCUUGGAGCUGGUGGUCUUCCCGCUUCUAGUUUUGGAGUUGGUCCAGGAGGAUAUGCGGGAGCCAAAGCAAGAAAAUAUGCUCAACUUGGAGGUCCUGGUGGGGCUUUAGGUGCUGGAGGAUUACCAGGAGGACUUGGAACUGGUGGACUUCCUGGCUCUGGACUUGGAGCUGGUGGACUUCCAAGCUUUGGACUUGGAACUGGCAUGCUUCCUGGCUCUGGUCUUGGAGCAGGUGGACUUCCAGGCUCUGGGCUUGGAGCUGGUGGAAUUCCAGGCUCUGGUCUUGGAGCUGGUGGACUUCCAGGCUCUGGUCUUGGAGCUGGUGGACUUCCAGGCUCUGGUCUUGGAGCUGGUGCGGGAGGAUAUGCAGGAGCCAAAGCAAGAAAAUAUGCUCAGCUUGGAGGUCCUGGUGGGACUUUAGGUGCUGGAGGAUUGCCAGGGGGACUACCAGGGGGACUACCAGGGGGAUUACCUGGGGGACUUGGGACUGGUGGUGUAGUUGGCAGUGGACUUGGGGGAAUUGGUGGUGUACCAGGUGUUGGUGGCCUGCCUGGUGGAGGACUUGGACCUGCUCCUGGACUUGGGGGUGGUGGCCUUGGACCUGGAGGAGUACCUGGUGGUAGUCUUGGACCUGGAAGUGUGGCAGGUGGUGGCUUUGGGCCUGGAAGUGUUCCUGGUUUUGGACCUGGAGGGUAUUUUGGAGCUAAAGCUCGGAAAUAUGGAUUGCCAAGUGGAGCAGGUGGUACUACUGGAGUCGGAUUGCCUGGAGGAUUAGGAGGAGUACUUGGUGGUGGAUUAGGGCCAGGAGUACCAGCUGGUAGCCUUGGUGCUGGAGUGGUUCCAGGAGGUGGAGUUGUACCUGGAGGUGUACCAGCUGGAGGUUAUGGACCUGGGGGUGUGCCUAGGGGCUAUGGUCCAGGCAGUGAGGGAUAUGGACCAGGUUCGAAAGCUGCUAAAUAUGGUCAACCUGCUACUGGAACUGGGACUGUGUUGGGUGGCGCAGGGUCCGUUCCAGGAGUUGUUGGAACCGGAAUCACAAGCGCAGGAACAGGGGCUGGAACUGUAACCGGUGCAGGAGUUCCACGAGACACAGGGAGAGCAGUAGGAGAAACAGGAGUUCCAGGCAGUAGACCAACAGAAUCGACGGAUCAGAGAGUUGAUGAAGAUGUUAGGACUGGGAAUGACACUACAGAAGGACCAGAUGCUACUAAGGCUCCAAGGCUGGGUGAAACAGGUGCAGUAAUCGAGGGAUCUGGGAUUUCCAUUGGUGGUGGUCCAAGUGAAGGAGUUACCGGUGGUCCUACUGAUGGUGAUGGGCUUGAUGGGGUUACUGGGACAGGAAUACCCAUUCUAGCUGCUGGCAAACCAGGUGGAGUAGGUGAUGGUCUACCAGGAGCCAAACCUCUAAAACCUCCAGGUGGUGUCAUACAUGGACGUGGAGAUACUCCAGGUAGAACUGGUGAAGAGCUUAGUGCAACUGGUAGGGGACCAGGUGGAGCUGGAGGGGGACCAGGUGGAGUUGGUGGAGGUCCAGGUGGAGUCGGAGGUGGUCCGGGUGGAGUCGGAGUCAGACCAGGUGGAGUUGGAGGAGGUCCCAGUGGAGUAGGAGGUGGACCAGGUGGAGUUGGAGGAGGUCCCGGUGGAGUAGGAGGUGGACCAGGUGGAGUUGGAGGAGGUCCCGGUGGAGUUGGAGGUGGACCAGGUGGAGUUGGAGGAGGUCCUGGUGGAGUUGGAGUUGGACCGGGUGGAGUUGGAGGAGGUCCCGGUGGAGUAGGAGGUGGACCAGGUGGAGUUGGAGGAGGUCCCGGUGGAGUUGGAGGUGGACCGGGUGGAGUUGGAGGAGGUCCCGGUGGAGUUGGUGGUGGACCAGGUGGAGUUUCCACCAGCUCUGUAGGUGGAACACUUAAACCCCCCAAAGGAUACCUUAGUACAGGUGGAGGAGUCCUUGGUGGUAUUGGAGGCCCAGGUGGAGCAAUAGGGCCUGGAGUGACAACAGGAGCAGGCUUUUUACCUGGAAGUAGCAGUCUUCUGCCAGGAGGUACAGGAACAGGAACUGGAGGUUAUGGUGGCGUCGGAGGUUUAGGUAGCAGCAGCCUUCUUCCUGUGAAUGGUCUAAGGUUCCCAAGUGGAGCUGCUGUGGGUAACAAAGGUCCUGGAUAUGGCCCUGGAAUGGGAAAGCCAGCCAAAAGCUACUGGGGAGCACCUGGUGGGGUAGGUGGCCUAGGAGGUCUUGGAGGAGUCCCUGGAGGUGUUGGCACUGGUCUGGGAGGAGUUGGUGGAGGUCAAGGAAGCAUUGGUGGAGGACCUGGUACAGUUGGAGGUGUUCUGGGUGGUCAAGGAGGAGGUUUGGGCUACCCAGGUGGUGCAGGACUAAGAGCUGGGAAACCUGGGAAAUCAGGAUUUGGCAGUUUAGGUGGAGCAGGAGGCCUAGGACUUGGUACAGGUGGGGCUUUAGGAGGAGGUCCCGGAGGUGUAGGUGGAGGGCUAGGAGGCAUAGGAGGAGGACCUGGUAACAUCUACCCAGGUGGUGCUGGAUUGGGAGCAGCGUUUGGGAAGCCUGGUAAAUCAGGAUACGGCACAGGCGCCUUUGGAGGUCAAGGUUACCAGCCAGGUAGUGGAGUGCCAGGAUACGGUGGUGGUGGUGGUGGUGGUGGUGUGGGAGGCUUCCAGCAGCCACUCACAGGCUACGGUGGCACUGGACCAGGAGGAGCUGGAAGUCCACCACUUACACCUCAACAAUAUAAAGCAGCCAAAUACGCAGCUCUCCAGAGUGCUCUAGGUGCCAGAGGAUACAGAGGAGGUGCAGGGUGCCCAGGCAAAUACUGCGGUGGGAGGAGAAGGAAAUGAGAGACCUGCGACCCGAAGUGACCUCAACAAGUGGUGCUACUGCACAAUCUCGAAUGUACUUUUUUUUCCUUUUUGUUGUUUUUUACUGGGAGAAUAAAAAGGCCUAAGGUUUACCCGCUCAAAGUGCACCUCCUCGUUCCACGCGACAGACGUUACCUUGUACAUAGCUUGGAUUCAGUGUGCACUUACACAUGCACUCGUGGCACAAUGUAAACCCCCAUGUUUCAUUUACACACACACACAUAUACACUGGUUAAUACCUAAUGGACAGGCUUUAUUACAGCACUCAAGGGUUCGUCAUGUCACUGCUUUUCAUUUUCACAGUAACCUCACUGUACAUUUUCACCAGGAUACCUGAUGUGUGUUAAAGCCUGUCAGCCUUCACUUUCACUUCCGUAACUAGGUGUGCUGUCUGGGGAAAUGUUGCUGCUAUGUACUGUAAUAGACAAACUGUGAUAGUAAUAUCAAGUUGUCAUUAAGCUAAGUGGAUCAGUCCACCUCAUUACACACACACAUGCUUUUCUGCCUUUUUAAUGGUGCCUAAAUAUUUUUUUUUCUUUUCAAUCAAGAGGAGCUUAAACCUGACCUCCUCAAUGCUCGAGCACGAUGCUCUUGAAACCUAGAUGUGCUCCACGCAUUGUGCAUUAACAUUUCAUUGAACAAAUUGUACUUUCUGCUGUAGGAAGUAUUUUAUCAAAGUACUGAGGAAGUUCAUGAGCUCACACCUCAGGAGUUUCUAGUAUAGUUUUUAGACCAGAAUCUUCUGGAUUCAUUUAGUGUUGCUUAUGCAUUUAACCUUCGCUGUGUCUGAGUUCGGUUUUCUUACUGUAUGAUUUUUCACUGUAUGUGCUUUUUGUUUUUUUGUUAGUUUGUUUAAAAAAAGAAAAAAAGAAAAACCUGAGAUAAUGGGAAUCUUAUUCAUUACCAACAGGUUUGAAAUGUUUACCCUUUGAUUUUCACAAACAAUGAAAAUCAUAUCAAACUUUUAUUCAUGUGAUGCAUUUUACAUUUUUUUUAACUGAAUAAUAAAAUAAAGGAUAUUAAGGAUA
Messenger RNA from Silurus meridionalis, 7970 nucleotides. RefSeq names its product elastin b (gene elnb). NCBI's taxonomy places the organism in Eukaryota, Metazoa, Chordata, Actinopteri, Siluriformes, Siluridae. The record is from RefSeq and is a predicted model, not a curated record. The transcript has 57 exons. The coding region runs from base 94 to 6921 and encodes 2275 amino acids.